AUGUGGUCCCUCAAGGCUACGGCUCUUCUGGCGCUUGCGCCCUUCGCCCAGCUGGUAUUGGCUCAGGGUCCCACCCCUACCACUUACGAGGACCCCGAUACCGGUAUCAUCUUCGACACAUGGCAGGGUACUGGGGCGGACAUCACCUUUGGUGUUGCCCUGCCUCCGGACGCGCUGGACGUGGACGCUACUGAGUUGAUUGGUUACCUGAAAUGUGGAGGCUCGGGCUGGUGUGGCCUGUCGUUCAACGGCAUCAUGACAAACAGUCUUCUGCUGGCGGCGUACCCCCACGACGGCGAGGUCCUCACUGCCCUCAUGUGGGCGACCGGUUACGAGAUGCCCGAUACCUACGCCGGUGAUGCAGAGAUCACCCAAAUCAGGUCUAGCAUCACCGAUGAUGGGUUCGAGCUCAUCUACCGCUGCCAGGGCUGCUUGGCCUGGGACCACAAUGGUGCCACUGGCAAGGCCGUCACCAGCACUGGUGGCAUGAUGCUCGGAUGGGCCCUGGGCGCCGAUUCUCCCACCAACCUUGAAUGCCCCCAGAACAUGGUGGUCGUCCAGCACGAAAGCCAGUGGAUCUUCCGUGGCACCCUGACCGAGAACGCCGUCGACGAGGCUUACGAGGAGUGGGCUGCUUUGGCCACGAACGUCGUGGAGGGCGACUGCGGUGGCGGCUCGGACCCGGACCCGACCACCACCACGGCCCUUCCCACUGGCACGGGCAUUCCGGUGCCCACUGACGCGUCCUACGACUACAUUGUUGUCGGCGGCGGUGCCGGCGGUCUCCCCAUGGCCGACAGGCUCAGCGAGGCUGGCCACAAGGUCCUGCUGAUCGAGAAAGGUCCCGUCUCGACCGGCGAGUGGGGUGGUGAGAGGAAGCCCGAGUGGCUCGAGGGCACCGACCUCACACGCUUCGACGUGCCCGGUCUCUGCAACCAGAUUUGGGCGGACUCUUCCGGCAUUGCUUGCCGUGACACCGACCAGAUGGCGGGCUGCCUGCUGGGCGGCGGCACGGCCAUCAACGCCGGUCUAUUUUGGAGGCCCAAGGCCGCUGACUGGAACUACAACUUCCCCGAAGGCUGGAAGGCCGACGACUUGGCGGCAGCCGAGGAGCGAGUCUUCAGCCGCAUCCCCGGUAACCGCUUCCCUUCGACCGACGGCGAGCGCUACCUCGACCAGGGCUUCCAGGUGGUCUCGGGUGCCCUGUCCGAGGCUGGCUGGACGGAGGUCAACUUCUUGGAGGAGCCCAACGAGAAAAAGCAAACUUUUGGCCACGGCCCGUUCAUGUUCAACGAGAAUGCCGAGCGCGGCGGACCCCUCGACACCUACCUAAAGACGGCGGCGUCCCGCAGCAACUUUGACAUGUGGACCAACACGCAGGUCAAGCGUGUCAACCGGGAGCGUGGCCACGCCACCAGCGUCGAGGUGACCAACUACAACGGCGAUGGGUAUGAGGGCACGGUCAGCUUGACCGAGGGCACGGGUCGCGUCAUCCUCUCCGCUGGCACCUUUGGAUCCGCGAAGCUGUUGAUGCGCAGUGGCAUCGGUCCUCAGGAUCAGCUUGAGGUUGUGGCUGCCUCGGCCGAUGGGCCAGACAUGAUUGACGAGUCGGAGUGGAUCAAGCUGCCCGUGGGCUACAACCUGGAGGACCACACCAACACCGACACGGUCAUCGCGCACCCCGACGUCGUGUUUUACGACUUUUACGAGGCGUACGACGACCCAAUCCCCGCGGACCGCGAUGCCUACCUCGACGAGCGGACCGGUAUCCUCACGCAGGCAGCGCCCAACAUUGGGCCCGUCUUCUUUGACGAGAUCACCGGGUCCGACGGCAUCACCCGCUCUCUCCAGUGGACAGCCCGCGUGGAACCGUCGCUGGGCCACACCAAUCUGACGGCCAUCACCAUGUCCCAGUACCUCGGCCGUGGCGCCGUCUCCCGGGGCCGCAUGACCAUCACGUCGGCCCUGAACACCGUCGUCUCGGACGUGCCGUACCUCAAGAACCAGCAGGAUGUGGAGGCGGUGAUCAAGGGCAUUGAGAACCUCCAGGAGGCCAUGGCGGGCUACGAGGGCAUCGAGUGGCUCUCGCCCAGCCCCGACGAGACGGCGCGCGAGUUCGUCGAGAACAUGGCCGUGUCGCCAUCCAACCGCCGUGCCAACCACUGGAUCGGCACCAACAAGAUGGGCAAGCUCGACGGGCGCCAAAACAAUGGAGACGCCGUCGUGGACCUGAACGCCCGGGUCUGGGGCACGGACAACAUCUUUGUCGUCGACGCGUCCAUCUUCCCCGGCAUGAUCACGCCCAACCCGACGGCCUACAUUCUCACCGUGGCCGAGCACGCCUCGGAGAGGAUCCUGGCCUUGGAUCCGGCCACGCCUGGCAGCAAGUACGCGCAGUGCGGUGGCCAGACGUGGACGGGCAGCUACCAGUGCAAAGAGGGGCUAACCUGCACCAAGGUCGACAACUACUACUCGCACCGUGCAAUGCCCCUCGAGAACAUAGGGACUGGUGAAACAAGCAUGGCACUAUCCAUCUGCAACACUUCGCAUGUUCCCGAGGGUCUGCUUGACCUGUUGGAGUCGUAUUUGCCCAACUCGCUGCCCCUCCUGCGGCGGUUGCAGUUCGCGCAGCACGAGGGACGCAUCACACCCACCGCCCGCAUCCUCUUCAUACACAAUGGUCCGCCGAGACAGCCCCAGUACUUGACUGCUGCGUACGUCGACCUCGCGGGUGGACCGGAAACGCAGAUGUGGCUCUUUUCCACCUUGGAGGUCCAGCCUGCAGCAGUCGACGUCCACACGGCGCAGCUGCGGGCUCUCGUCGGGGAGAUGAUUGAGAUGAACAAGUCCCAUGGCAAGGAGCUGUGGCACGAGGAGGGCGUGCUGCUGGGUACGUGCGAGACGGGCGUCAGGAGGGUAUUGACGGGCAUGAAGAGGCUGAGGACGCGGGAGACGGGGUUUUAUGACAAGUGGCUCUUCCAACAGCAGCAUCUACCGACGCAGAGGGACAUUCUAGGGGCAAAGGGGGCGGAGAGGAGGGAAGAUGGGCUGGAGGAGGGGAUGAGGUGGGACGUCGCGAGUCUGGAGGACUGCGAGAUUGUGGUGACUCGGACAGAUAUCCCACGGACAGCGCCCAUGCUGGCAACACUGCCAAGUCUGGUGAUCCGUCUGGAUGAGGGUAGGCCGAUUGCGUGGGCCUUUCUCGGGCACGACGGGUCGUUGAUCAGUCUUCACUGCGAGGAGGACUUCCGCAGAAGAGGCUUGGCCAAGCUGCUGGCUGCGAGGCUGAUGAGACAAGGUCCGGGGGAUUUUGUACGCGACGGAUGGUGCUCGGCAGACGUGGUCUACAUUGACGUUGCAGAAGAUGGUGUUAGCCACAAUGGUUAUGCAUGA
Emericellopsis cladophorae is the source of this 3393-nucleotide messenger RNA. RefSeq names its product Cellobiose dehydrogenase-like protein. Gene Ontology annotation, cellular component: extracellular region. The record is from RefSeq and is a predicted model, not a curated record. Gene Ontology annotation, molecular function: flavin adenine dinucleotide binding; oxidoreductase activity, acting on CH-OH group of donors; cellulose binding. Gene Ontology annotation, biological process: carbohydrate metabolic process. Lineage: Eukaryota; Fungi; Ascomycota; Sordariomycetes; Hypocreales; Bionectriaceae. The transcript has 7 exons. Bases 1 to 3393 code for a protein of 1130 amino acids.